Messenger RNA from Miscanthus lutarioriparius, 933 nucleotides. Lineage: Eukaryota; Viridiplantae; Streptophyta; Magnoliopsida; Poales; Poaceae. The record is from the annotation of a GenBank genome assembly.
AUGCGCGCCAUCGCCUCCCCACACGCGCCUCCUCGCCCGGAGCCACCCUCAGCCGUCCGAUCAAGAUCCAACGCCCCCGAACACGUCACUUUCCCACCAGCCCCCGUCACCGCCGCCCGUCUCCGCCUCCGCCGACCACCGGAGCCAGGGCCCUCGCCGCCGCGCACCCGAUUUAGCCGCCCCAUGCCUCCUCCCACUGCGACGGUCGCCCCCGAAGCCGGCGGUUCCUUCCCCGAGCUCACCUGCCCCGCGGACUUUGCGGCCGUCGCCGCCCCCGGCGGCCGCUUCUCCGUCGUCGGCUUCGGGUCCCUCCUCUCCGAGCGGAGCGCGAGGAGCACGUUCCCGGAGCUGGAGGGCUUCCGGGUCGCCGCGCUGCGGGGGUUCCGCCGAGUCUUCGCCCACGCUGCACCCAUCUUCUUCGAGCGCGGCAUCGCCAUCGAGGCCACCAAGGAAUUCUCAAGCUUGAGCGUGGAGCCAUGCGACGGUGAACUGAUAGUAGUCACUGUUUUCGAGAUCAAGGAGGAAGAGGUGCCAUCAUUUAUUGAGAGGGAACAUGAGUUUAGAUUUCUUGCGGUUGUCCCUGAAGGAUUGGAUGGGGUACCUUUUACAAAUCGAGCAGUUGUCUGCGCGCGCUACAGCGAUGAAGAAUAUUUCCAAGGGAGAUGCCAAGGAAGCAAGGAAAUAUAUUAUCAGCGCUAUGGACGGUACAACAUUGACAAAAUAUGGAGAGAUGAUAUUUUACCAUGUCGCUUAUACCUCAGACAUUGUGUUCUUGCUGCGAAAAAUCUUGGAGAACCAGCAUACAGCAACUUCUUAGACCACACCUAUCUUGGUGACCGGAAAACUACAAUAAGGGAAUACUUGGCCACUACCGGAGCUGGAAUCAUGGAAGAGGAGCCUCCCGAGUCGCUAAAAAGUCGCUACGGUGGCUGA